AUGUCUUACCUCAACGGAAAUAAAUUCUCUCUGUCUGAAGAUUCCGAGUUCUCGUCGCUGAGCACCUUUGAUGUGAAGCCCAGUAUCAAUGACUCGAACUACAUUCUGAUCAAGUUGACCGGUGCCCUGGACCGGGAGAAGAAACGACGUCUCUCUGAAUUGCACAUCCAAGUGCAGCAGUUCCUUGGCGACAACACUUUCAAGUGCCGUUACGAACCUACCGAUAUCGAUCGCAUCAGGGAACAAACAUUCAUUGAGAAUGUUGAGGUUCUCUCCCCUCUCCUGAAGCUGCCUCCGAGUCUGAAGACUCAAAGCCACUUUGAGCACCACGACGAGCCAAAGUCAGUGGACCUCGUUUUGCAUCAAGCUGCCGAUCAAUCCGCCGAGGACUUGAUGCAAGAAAUUAGUCAUAUCACCGGCAUCGCUCCGGAGAAUAUGUCCGUCCGAGCAGACAACUCUGUCAUUCGAGCGCAAAUCUCCCCGAAGGAUUUGUUGCAGAUUGCCAAGAUUGAUAGCGUUGGGGCUAUUGAAGAGGUUCACAGCCUGACGCUGCUGAACAACGUCGCUCGGGAUGUCAUCCAUGCUGAUAUUGGGGAUUCCGUGGCCGGCAGUCUCACACCUUACAAAGGAAAAGACCAGGUUGUCACAGUCGCUGAUACCGGCUUUGAUACUGGAGACAAGUCUGACCCGCACCCUGCGUUCGCGAACAGAGUGCGCAAUCUCAUCCCAGUUGGACGGGAGAACUCAACAAGUGACCCAAAUGGCCACGGCACUCAUGUCUGCGCUGCACCCGAGGCAACAUUGGUUGUUCAGGCGCUCCUCGCGGAGAACGGUUCGCUUUUUGGUUCCUCGGGCAAGACACUAGGGGACCUCCUGCUGGACGCCUAUGAGAACCAUGAAUCUCGCAUUCACACCAAUUCAUGGGGCCCUCAGUGGAACUGGAGAGGCCAGCUUCCCUACAACAAUGCUUCAGAAGAGAUUGACAAAUUUGUUUGGGAUCAUCAGGACCUUGUCGUGUGUUUCGCUGCCGGGAACAGUGGCAAGCAAGCGACCCCCAAAGGCCACAUUGGCGCACAGCCAGCUGCAAAGAACUGCAUCACCGUAGGCUCGUGCGAAAAUCCACGAUCUUCCAAAGAUUACAGCUGUGAGGUCUAUGAUGCCAAUGGGUUGGUCAAAGGGAACCCUGACAACAUCUCUGGAUUCAGCAGCCGGGGGCCCACCAUGGAGGGUCGCAUCAAACCCGACGUUGUAGCACCUGGAGGGAUGAUUCUGUCCACUGCUUCUCGAGCCAUGCGGCCAGAGAACUCAUUCGGAAAGAGCGAUGACAAGUUUUGGCGAUUCUCAUCCGGCACAAGCAUGUCCACUCCCUUGGUUGCCGGAUGCGUGGCCGUGCUGCGCCAGAUGCUUAUUGCAAAUGGGCUCCCAAAUCCCAGUGCUGCUCUCCUUAAGGCCCUGUUGAUUAACGGUGCAGUUGACACUGGAAAGAAACGGGAGCUUCAAGGCUUUGGUCGGGUUGAUCUGGCUAGAUCGAUGAUCAUCAAGGGAAAGACCCCCAACCGCGAUUUCCUUGAAGCUGAAGUAGCCGAUGAGGAUUUGAAGGACCAAUUCACAAUGUCCUUCAACAUGAGUCGUUAUAUGGAUGAUGCCUCACCGUCCUCAACCUUGAAGGUGACUAUGGUUUACACGGAUGUCGCAGGAGCGUUGCUGCAGAACAACCUUAACCUGUCAGUAACUGUUGAAAUCCCAGGCCAGGACCGGCGUGUCAGAUAUGGCAACAUGGGCGAGCAGGAGAAUAUCCAUCCAGCUCCUUCUGACGGGGUCAACACUGUCGAACAAAUUGUCUGGAAGGAUCUGAAAAGAGAGGCGACCGUGACCUUCACUGUUUUAGUGGGAGGAACCAUGAUGGCCGAUGUUCAGCCCUUUGCACUAGUUUGGAGCGUCGAGAGCGACACGGCAGCAAAGUAG
This is a messenger RNA of Penicillium maclennaniae, 1965 nucleotides long. Its product is annotated as S8 family serine peptidase. The record is from RefSeq and is a predicted model, not a curated record. Bases 1 to 1965 code for a protein of 654 amino acids. The transcript is spliced from 2 exons. Lineage: Eukaryota; Fungi; Ascomycota; Eurotiomycetes; Eurotiales; Aspergillaceae. Gene Ontology annotation, molecular function: serine-type endopeptidase activity. Gene Ontology annotation, biological process: proteolysis.